GUUGCCGGAGAAACAGAAGAGCGUCGGCUUGCUCUGCCUGCUGGUAGAAGCUAGCUGCUAGUUAGCUUGUCAGAGUUGUUUUCGGAGCUCACUGGCGUUUAUAAAUCCACUUUUUAAUGUCAGUGAGUUAACGUGAUGGUUGUUUAACUGGUUAACGUCUCGUUUAGUUCAGUUAUUGUUCGAUAAUAGUGAGCUGCGGUGGCUUAAACAGCAAACAAGGUGAGCUCCGAGUACACUAGCGGCUAGUGCUCACGGCUAUGCUGUAACUUGUGACCGUCACUUUCUUUACGAUGAAAUUAUCAACAAAACGUUGAGAGGCUUUAACAGCGGAGAUGGAGCCAAUAGAGGCUAAGGAGGAGGCUGCGGUGAUGGAGCUGAAGAGACAGCUGGAGAAAGAAGACCUGAACCCGGAGCAGAAAGUCAGCCUGCUCAACAACAGCUUAAACAAGGUUCUGAACGAUGCGGCGCUGCAGACGGACGGCGGUGUGUUGAACAGUAUGAAGUCUCAGCUGUAUCGGAGCGGCGUCCUGAGUCACUGCGCCCGCCUUCUCUCUCUGGAUCCCAGAAGUCUGCGGGGAAACUGGGGCGCCGCCGCCACGCUCGCCCAGCUCACCAGUUCCUGCUGUGUUGGGGUGGAGCCUGGAAAACACUCACAGGCCUUUCAUAGGCUGUUCCUGCCCUCAGUCAUGGACGGCCUCUUGUCAUUGGCCAGUCAACUGAUGAGGCGGGCAGAGUGGCUGUCUGUCUUCAGGAGGGUGAUGGACUCAGUGGGCUGGCUGCUCAGAGCUCACACACAACUCACCUCUCAGGUUCUCAGCUCUGUCCACUACGAGCAGAUCCAGAUGUGUGAUGAAGUCAGUGUGUCUCUGCUUUGUGUCCAGAUGUGGAUUCAAACCUGCACAGCUAGCAGGGACUUCCUCUCGGGGUUGAGCGACGACUCUGUCAUGCUGCUGCUCAAUGAGGCCGUCGGCCAAUUAGCCAUCAGCUCUGACCCGGAGGUGGGCGGGGCCUCUGUCAGACUGAUCCUCCUGGUGGCCAGUCAACAGGAGGUCCGGGUCCGGCCCCUCCUCCUCCGCUUCAGAGGUCUGGACAGCCUAUUGGACAAAGACUGGAGGGGGCGGGGCUUUGAUCAGGAUGUGGAUCAGCUGAUUAAACUCAUCCAGUCUGACACACAGAGUCACCCACAGGUGUGUUCUGAGCGUGUGUGGGCGGCGUGCUUGAUCCAGGCAGCGUGGAGGUCAUAUCAGACCAGACGUAGAGUGAAGAGCCUGAACAGGGCGGUCAGCACGCUGCAGAGGAGAUACAGGGCUCGGAGGAGGCAGCAGGAGCAGCAGAAGGAGGCGCAGCGAUGGGAGGAGGAGUUGAAGUAUCAGGUAUGUGUAAGGCGUCAGCAGGCGAGGAGGGAGUUCCACCAGAAACAGAGACAGCUGCUGCAACUGCUUCCUCCUGACCAGGUGCAGUCGUACCUGCAGGAGUGUGAGCGACGGGCAGCCGUGGUGAUCCAGAGCUUCUGGAGAGGCUUCAUAGAAAGACGACGCUACAACAACAAUACACGCCGACAGACACACACACAGCAGCAGCAGCAGGCUGCCAGGAAGCUGCAGAGAGCGGUGCGUCUUUUUCUGCAGAAACGACGGGCCAUGAAUGUCACACCCGCCACGUCUUUCUGGAUUGGUCAGAAUGGUUUGACGGACAGCCGGAGGGUGGAGCUAAAGAGACAGGUGGAGGAAUACGUCUCUCUGCAUCCUUCAUUCCGUGUGUCCCGUCAGGAGUGCGAGCACCUCCACGAGGAGGUGCAGCUGCUACUGAUGUCGGAGCUGCAGAGAGGAGAUCGUCAGAGGAGGGAGGAGCAGAGGGUGGAGGCUCUGCUGGCUCACACACACACACAGCUGGAGCUGCUCAGAGAUGCCCCGCCCCUCUCUGUCAUCACAGCUGCAGACGCUGACGCCCUCCUGAGCCCCUCAGGCCCUAUCGCCGCCCGAGCCCGUGAUGCCCACAAUGCAGCGCUGCAGGCUCACAGGCUGCCCUGGUGGAGGAUGCUGGGAGAAAAUGUUGGCGACGGUGGGGGCAGCAACACAUUUAGCUCCUCCCACCUGCAGCUGGAGGCACAGCUUGGAGGACUGUUUGUCAGCGGGUCAGCAGGCUUCACUGAGGUGGACGGACCGAACCUUUAACCUGAGAACUGUUUUAAUCUGAGUUCAGGUGGGUUCCAGAGGAAACCAGACGAGCAUGUGAGUUUUAAAGGAGCAUUUUAUUAGAGAUUAACAUGUUUUAAUAUAUUUAAAUUGUGUUAAAAUAUAGUAAACUAUGAGACAUAACUUGAAAUAAUUUUUAUUUGUAAACAAAAUUCCAAACUCUGUAAAGUCUGUUUCCCUGUAACACCUUCCCCAAUUAACCCUAUUUUUGAAUAAUAAAUUCUAUUUUUUUUA
This is a messenger RNA of Centropristis striata (black sea bass), 2429 nucleotides long. RefSeq names its product IQ calmodulin-binding motif-containing protein 1-like. NCBI's taxonomy places the organism in Eukaryota, Metazoa, Chordata, Actinopteri, Perciformes, Serranidae. The transcript is spliced from 15 exons. The record is from RefSeq and is a predicted model, not a curated record. Gene Ontology annotation, cellular component: cilium. Gene Ontology annotation, molecular function: calmodulin binding. The coding region runs from base 333 to 2174 and encodes 613 amino acids. Gene Ontology annotation, biological process: cilium assembly.